Colossoma macropomum (tambaqui) is the source of this 1475-nucleotide messenger RNA. Its product is annotated as annexin A2-like. The record is from RefSeq and is a predicted model, not a curated record. Gene Ontology annotation, cellular component: cytoplasm. Gene Ontology annotation, molecular function: calcium-dependent phospholipid binding; calcium ion binding. Lineage: Eukaryota; Metazoa; Chordata; Actinopteri; Characiformes; Serrasalmidae. The transcript has 13 exons. The coding region runs from base 171 to 1175 and encodes 334 amino acids.
UAGGAUAAUAUUUGUCAGCAGCUGAGUCUACAUCACACCCUUAUCAGCAAACGUAACGAGACAACUCCAGUUCAAGUCCAACAGUCACUCACUCGGAGAUAGCGCAGCGUCCUACUGACAGGCUGGACGAUCGGAAAGCUCAGGAAUCCACCCCACGUCAAAACAGAGACAUGGAGAUCGAAGUGGACAACAUUGAGUACAACCCAGGAAAAGAGACCAUGUGGUGGGGAACUCUGGGCACUGUGCGUCCAUUUCAGCCUUUUAAACCAGAUGAGGAUGCACAUCAGAUUUAUCUCGCACUGGAAAACAAAACUGUUGAUGUGAUGGCCUUGAUCAGGAUCCUUACUAACAGGACUAAUGCCCAAAGACAGGACAUUGCUGUGGCCUACAACAACCUCGCACAGAAGGAUCUGAAUGCAGCUCUGAAGAAAGGCCUAUCUGGGCCUGUGCAGGAGCUGCUGCUGGCCCUGAUGAUGACCCCAGCUCAGUUUGACGCCCAUCGCCUUCGACACUCCAUGGAGGGUCUCGGCACUGAUGAGGAAGCUCUCCUGGAGGUGUUGUGCACCAGAUCACCUGAUCAGCUCAGAGACAUCACAGUGGCGUACAAGGAGGCCUACGGACGUUAUCUGGAGAACGACCUGAUCAGCGAGACGAGCAAAGACUUCAGCAAGCUCGUCCUGGCUAUACUCAAGAAGGAGGAGCUGAACACACCCGGAGAGAUCGAUUACCAACUCAUCGAUCAAGACGUCAAGAGCCUUAAAGAUGCUGUCAGUGGAAAGAAACCUGACUCCGCCCCCUGGAUCCAAGUGCUGACCUCUCGUGAUUCAGACCACCUCAACAGAGUGAUCUCUAGGCUAGAGGAUCUGAAAGGGGAGCCAGUGGAUAAAACAAUUCAGAACCAUUUCUCAGGAGACUUCCGACUUGGCCUGCGCACUUUGGUUCGCUCAAUCCAGAAUACGCCGCUCUACUUGGCCCAGCGCUUACAGGCCUGCAUGAAGAAAAAUGCAGUCGUUCGAGGCAUCAUGGUGGGCCGGAGUGAAGAAGACCUCUUGUGGGUGAGGGUCCAGUUCUGCAAACUGACCAACGUCUCCCUCUACUCGACCAUACAGAAAGAAUUCAAAGGGGACCUGCAGCUGGCUCUGCUGGCUCUGUGCCGAUCGGAGGACAUAUGGUAGAGCAAACAGAGAAACAAAGCAAGAGCUUUUCUCCUGGACUCCAAGCUGCUCGACCACUUCAAUGUCUACUCACAACCUGCAUAAACCAUGUCCAUCUGCCACAAGAAGAAGCAAUGCUAGAAGUUUCUUCACAGGUCAAGUCUGCCAGGAGCUGAAUAUUACUAUCCAUAAGGUGAAUCAUAAUUUGUAUAUGGUUCAGCAUCAAUGCCCAUUUCCACUCUCAGCACAGAGCAAUAAACAGUUAUUUUCUUUUGUGUAAUAAAAUAUGUUGUUUUUCUGCUAUUAAAGAAUACAAUUCAU